Gadus macrocephalus (Pacific cod) is the source of this 3073-nucleotide messenger RNA. It is a transcript of the gene relb, whose product is annotated as v-rel avian reticuloendotheliosis viral oncogene homolog B. Gene Ontology annotation, cellular component: cytoplasm. The record is from RefSeq and is a predicted model, not a curated record. Gene Ontology annotation, biological process: response to cytokine; innate immune response; non-canonical NF-kappaB signal transduction. The coding region runs from base 305 to 2326 and encodes 673 amino acids. Gene Ontology annotation, molecular function: RNA polymerase II cis-regulatory region sequence-specific DNA binding; DNA-binding transcription factor activity, RNA polymerase II-specific. NCBI's taxonomy places the organism in Eukaryota, Metazoa, Chordata, Actinopteri, Gadiformes, Gadidae. The transcript is spliced from 11 exons.
UCUUCUAGAAGAAAGUUCACGUGAAGCCGUCGUGUGUCUGUCCUCACCGCCGGUACUGGGUUAACGACAUCACCUGAAGGCGGGUCUCCUCUAGGCGGUAUUCUGCGCGUGAUCCGUUGCCCCACGGGGUUUCCAGUGUGUGACGUCAGGGGACUUCCACUUUCCAGUAAGCGGGAGAGACCAGCUGGCCACUAGAGGUGAGGCAGGGACGACGUGGUUUCACUUCAGAGCUCGUCACUGCGCACUAGUGUAGAUGACGGCUCACCGUACCCAGCACAGUCCCUCCUAGACCCGCACUACAGCGAUGUCUCUGUCGCCCGACGUUUUGUUCCACACGGGAGGUCUGGAGGUCUUCAGCAGGAUGGACGAGAACCUCGCAGAACUGGAUAUCAUCGAUGAAUUUAUCACUGAGAAUAAAGACUCGGGGCAGGAGGGUAGACCCGGCUCCCACCUCCCCGGCCCCGGCUCCCGGCUGGCCGGCCCCGGCUCCCACCUCACCGGCCCCGGCUCCCAACUCCCCGGCCCUGGCUCACACCUGGCCGGCCCCGGCUCCCGGCUGCCCGGCCCUCCUCCACCCCCGGCUGAGCUGCGCUGUGGUGGCCCCCCGAGGCUCGGCCUGGACUCUUUCUCCUCCGAGCCAGUGCUGGUGGCAAGAGGCACGGCGCCACGGACCUCCUGCUCCUUCGCCCACCCCUUCCCUCCAGCGUCCCGCCCCGGGGAGAUGGCGUCCGCCCCCCCCUGCAGAGGGGCGUCUCCGUCGGGCCCGUCGCGCCGCGCCUGCGGGCCGUCCCCCGGCGGGCCCCGGACCCCCGCCGGCCCCCCGCCGGCCGCGCAGCCCGGCAGCGGGACGGAGCAGCUGGAGUCACUGCUGGAGGCGCCGCGCCUCGCCGUCUCGGAGCAGCCCAAGGAGAGGGGCAUGAGGUUCCGCUACGAGUGCGAGGGCCGGUCCGCGGGCAGCAUCCUGGGGGCCUCCAGCACCGGGACCACCAAGGUCCAGCCCGCCAUCCAGAUUCAGGGCUCCAUUGACAAGGUGAAGAAGGUCACAGUGACGGUUUCCCUGGUGACCAAAGACAUCCCGUACCGGCCUCACCCGCACUGCCUUGUGGGUAAAGACUGUCCAGAGGGCUCUGGCAUCUGCAUGGUCAGCUUCAACCCCCACACCUGCCCCCAGCACAGCUUUGCCAACCUGGGCAUCCAGUGUGUGCGGCGGAAGGAGCUGGACGCCUCGCUGCAGAAGAGGCGGAGCCAGAACAUCGACCCGUUCAUAACCGGCCAAUCAAAGAGCAUCGAGGACAUGGACAUGAACGUGGUCCGCCUCUGUUUCCAGAGCGACCUGGAGAUGGAGGACGGCCGGAAGGAGAGCCUGAGCCCCGUGGUGUCCAACCCCAUCUACGACAAGAAGGCCACCACUACCUCCCAGCUGAAGAUCACCUGUCUGAACAUCAAUAAAGGUCCCUGCAGUGGAAUGACAGAGAUUUACAUGCUCUGUGACAAAGUGCAGAAGGACGACAUCGAGAUCAUCUUCAGGUGUGACGCCUGGGAGGGGAAGGGGGAGUUCGCCCAGACGGACGUCCACCGGCAGAUCGCCAUCGUGUUCAAGACGCCGCCGUACCGCGACCAGGACAUCAGCGAGGAGUUCCCCGUGGACGUGGUGCUCCGCCGCGUCUCCGACCGCAUGGACAGCGAGCCCGUGAGGUUCACCUACCUGCCCCCCAACCCAGAUCCCUACGAGGUGAAGCGGAAGAGAAAGAUUAAGAAUGACAUCAGCAUGGCAGAGCAGUCGUGUGCGGCAGGCUCCUCCUCCUCCUCCUCCCACAGCGCGGCCAUGGAGCUGUCGAGCCCUUACACCUUCCCCGGGUUCCCCCUCCCCGACGGCAUGGGGGGGGAGCUGCCGGCCACGGCCGCCCACCCCCACCCCGACCCCUCCGCCCUGGGGGACACGGCCUACGGGGACCACCAGGACAUGGACCUGCUGGCCCAGAGCUACGGCCUCACUGACGAGGAACUGCUCUCCCAGCUGCUGGAGACGCCCAACUUCCAGGCCCUGCUGUACGACCCGGGGCUCAACCCCGCCCUCCUGGACCCCGACGCCACCCCCCCCGGUAACUACGGCAACAUGGAGGGGAUGAGCAACAACGGCGGCGGCGGCGGCGGCGGCGGCGGCGGCGGCUUCGGCGCGUACGGCCAGGACUUCACCCAGUACAGCGACCUGUCCUUCAGCCACAUGGUGAGCGAGAGCCAGCCGGACCCCGCAGCCCAGGGGCCCGACCCCCCCCAGGGGCCCGGGGCCUGCCAGGUGGAGGUGAAGACAGAGGUGGACCUAUGAGAGGACAUUGAACAUUGGCGACGCGACCCCCGGAGUUCUGAGACUGUUACUAUGGAGACGGGCCGCUCCCGUCGGCUGAUUGGCUGAUCGGUUCCUUCUUGUGUGAAUAUACGAUGCGGGGGACAUUUUAGAGGACGUUAAAACGUUGCGAUGGAUCACGACGUCCUGAAGGUCUUGCUGGACAAGGCUGAGGCCCCGGGGCCAGAUCACAUUCCAAACUGUCGGCGCUGCUCCCUGCGUUGCCAUGACGCCCAGGGCCAGCAGCACCACAGACGUAGCCUCGGCUAACGGCCGCCGCGGCAAGAAGGUGAACACAAACGAAGAGCCGCACGCCACCGGAACCCUGCUGCUACGAGCGGAGAGACAGACCGACAGGUGGAGAGAGACCGACCGGUGGAGAGAGACCGACCGGUGGAGAGAGACCGACCGGUGGAGAGAGACCGACCGGUGGAGAGAGACAGACCGGUGGAGAGAGACCGACCGGUGUGGUACGAUGGACGUGAAGGCUGGAAUCAGAUGUGAAUGAGUGAAUGAUUAUCGACGUUACACAUGAAGUAAUCCUUUUUUUGUUGUAAAAUUAUGUUUGGUAAAAAAUGAAAUGCCUUUUAGAUAUUUGUAUUCCUAUAUGCAUUCAUGUCUAUAUUAUGUCUCUUGAUAUGUAAGUAGUGGUCCUUCGCUUGUUACUGCAUUAAUUCCCUCUGGUGAAUAUUGAAAUGUGUUUUGUAUUAAAGAUACGAGGCAGAUGAA